Molecule: messenger RNA, 1627 nt
Organism: Betta splendens (Siamese fighting fish)
Lineage: Eukaryota; Metazoa; Chordata; Actinopteri; Anabantiformes; Osphronemidae
Product: serine/threonine-protein kinase haspin-like
Exons: 10
Coding region: 1-1509 (502 amino acids)
Biological process (GO): mitotic cell cycle; intracellular signal transduction
Cellular component (GO): nucleus; cytoplasm
Molecular function (GO): histone H3T3 kinase activity; ATP binding
Source: RefSeq, a predicted model, not a curated record
AUGUGGAUGGCUCCAAGCUCUGACGUUUCACCCUCAGCUGACAGUAAGCACUCAGCUGAGUGCUCAUCCACAAGUAAAUUCGUCAGGCACUCGGCAUCAGUAGUUUCUGAUGAAUCAAUCUUCUACAUAAGCAGCAGUGCUGAGAUUACAAAGAACGCACAAGAGUCAACCAGCAACACUAUGCAAACAGAGGAUGUUGACAUAAUUAAGGACAAAUGUUGCAUUAAGAAUGGCACAGUACGCCUGAAAAAACUGGCUUUGUCUCAACUGAAUUAUGAACAACUUAAAGAGUUCACACAACAGAAUGAGUCUCAUUGGACUUUUAAUGAGGGAUCUGCUGAUCCUAAUGCAGAGAUUGAAAAUGACCACACAUAUUACAUCAACACACCAAAACAUCUCGUGAAUGUGCUUGGACCAGCUAUCUCGUUCUCAACCCCAGUGAGGGCGAGUGCACUCAACCUCUCCUCAGUUUUGGCCGACAUGACGCCAAGUUCAAACACCUGGAGCAGACUUAAAGCCGCCCUCUCUAUUCACCGCAAAGGCAUGGUGCUAUUAACGCCAAGGACUGUGGCAGCGUCCGGCUCUCCUGGAAGGGAAGCUCUAGCAGAUCUCAGCAGGGAUCUCUUCGCCCCGCCCUUCCGGACCCCGCUCCCCAAACACCUGCAGUCACAGCUGCAUAGAAACGAUUCUCUGACUGUGUGUGAGGACCUUUCGGAUGCAGAGAAAGUGUAUGCAGAGUGUGGUCAGCCACGUGCCCUUCCCUGGGAGGAGUGUAUUCUCCCUCACCGGAUGAAAAAGUGUGUAAAGAUAGGAGAAGGGACCUUUGGUGAAGUCUUCUCCACAACCAAUGCCUCAGGAGACACUGUUGCUCUCAAAGUAUGUGGGGUUUUUUUCCACAUAAUGUUGUGGAGUAGCGCUGACAUACUUUUGGUAACGGCUGGUAUUAACAGCGAUUCUUGUCGUGCCAGAUCAUUCCCAGUAGAGGGCAGUGAGAAGGUGAAUGGAGAGGAUCAGAAGACAUUUGGAGAGAUCCUGCAUGAGAUUAUUAUCUCAAAGGAACUGAGCAGCCUGAAGGAGAAGCAACACAACCAGACUCACAGCUUCAUUGGACUCAAUGACCUCCACUGUGUCCAAGGCUGCUACCCUCUAGAUUUCCUAGAUGCUUGGGACAGAUUCAACCAAUGGAAAGGUUCUGAGAAUGACAGGCCAGAUUUUUUUCAAAAGGAUCAAAUAUUCCUAAUCCUGGAGUUUGAGUUUGGAGGCAUCGAUCUGGAGAACAGCAAUGGAAAGCUGGCAUCCUUGGGUGUGGCGAAGAGCAUCCUCCAUCAGGUUACUGCUGCCCUAGCUGUUGCUGAGCAGGAGCUGCACUUUGAGCACAGGACUUGUGAUGGAAGAUGGGUUUGCAGUUGCCCAAAACAAGGCACGGGGCUACCAGGUGGCCAUGACGAGGCACUGUUCCAAAGAUGGCCAUGGUCCAGUGUGAGCCUACCAGGAUGGGACACACUGUAGGACACAGGUCUGGACUGCAUCCCAUCCAUGAAGGCCAAAAUGCUGGACUGAAUGGGUUUGGACUGCCAGAAUGAUCUGAAGGAGGCUCAGAGAAAGGUCCUGGAGAGCCCCUUCGUGG